AAAGCCCUGGCAGGGAGUCCCGGCCGUGACACGGAGCUCUGCAGCAGCAGUGGAGAUGUGGGCACGGUGCCAGAGGGCGUCACGCCAGUCACCCGCCCUCCUGGAACACCUCCCACCCCAUGCCCUCCCAUGUGUGAAGAGCAAAAACAAAGUUGUCGGACGGCUGCGGGGGAUCUCCAGUGGGAUGAACAUGGCUACGUGUUGUACUGUCCUUGCAUGGGUCGCUUUGGGAACCAAGCAGACCACUUCCUGGGUUCUCUGGCCUUUGCGAAGAUGUUAAACCGAACCUUGGCAGUCCCUCCUUGGAUUGUGUACCGUCAUCACACUCCUCCUUACACCAAUGUCCACGUCCCAUACACGGACUUCUUCAAACUGGAGGCCUUGUCCGCCUACCAUCGCGUGGUGGCUUUGGAGGACUUCAUGAGGGAGCUGGCAGACCAACACUGGCCUCCAGGACACAGGAAGGCCUAUUGCUUCGAGGCGGCUGCUCAGCGGAGCGCCGACAAACGCUCCUGUCCCAUGAAGGACGGGAACCCGUUCGGUCCGUUCUGGGAUUACGCCGGCGUGGAAUUUGACGAGUCGGUUCUUUUUAGUGGGAUUUCCUUCAGUAGCUACCAUCGGCAGCAGUGGAUGAAGACUUUCCCUCCCGACGAGCACCCGGUCCUGGCAAUGCCCGGAGCGCCGGCCCAGUUCCCGGUGGUGGAGGACCACGUGGGUCUGCAGCGCUACGUGGUGUGGUCGGACAAGAUGGCGGAGGAGGGUCAGGGGCACAUUGCUUCCCUGCUGACCAGACCGUAUGUCGGCAUUCACUUGAGGAUCGGCAGCGACUGGCAAAACGCAUGUGAACUGCUAAAGAGCGGCGACGCGGGGCCGCACUUCAUGGCCUCCCCGCAGUGCGUGGGCUACAGCCGACAGACGGCGCUGCCUCUCACCGACGCCAUGUGUCUGCCCGACCUGGCCGAGAUCCGCCGCGCCGUCAAGCUGUGGGUGAAGAAGACCUCGGCUCGCUCCGUCUACAUCGCCACCGACUCCGAGUCCCACAGCGGCGACAUCGAGAAACUCUUUAAGGGCAAGGUAAAAGUGCUGAGCUUGCAUCCCGACUGGGCCCAGACGGAUCUUUACAUUCUGGGCCAGGCCGACCACUUCAUCGGAAACUGUGUCUCCUCUUUUUCUGCCUUCGUCAAGAGAGAGAGGGACGCCCACGGCCUUCCCUCCUCCUUUUUUGGCAUGGACCAGCCAGGAACGGCCGCUAAAACCGCAUCAGACUCAGAACGGUUCCAUUUAGACCGGAACAUUCUCCACGGGCUAAAGCCUCACGGCUCCAUCGGAGGAGGAAGUCCCCAUGGUGACCACCUCUCACCUGGCAGCUUCAUCAAGCUUUGGUUGAGCCAUCGCGCCAAGGAGAAGCCAGAGCUCGAAAACCCCCUUCCGUCAUUUUGGGAACGUAAACAAAGCCAUUGUUUAACCUUUGAAACCCAGAGAAAAAGCUUUCCUCCCGCCCGCCCCCUUCCUCCAUGCACCGACCACAGUCAAGCACAGCGGCCGCCGACAACAGUGGUGAGGUCAAAGGUGAGAAGUCACAGAGGUCAGCAGCAGCAACCAGAGGGGGGGGGGGUCACCCUGGUGUGUGAGUGUGUGUGUAUCACCAUACUGAACAGUUUGGACUUCCAUUAAAAGUACAAAGAAUAGCGACAUAAAUACUGUAUUACAUUGCUAUUCUUUGUUAUACAAAAACUAAACGCUGUUAUUAAAAAUAAAGUCUUAGGCCCUCAAGUAUGGUGAUACAAAUAGUGUGUGUGUGUGUGUGUGUGUGUGUGCUGACUCCAGUUGUUUAUUGCAGUGUGUGUGUGUUGCAUCAUGUGUUGGAUCACUUCAGUCCAUCAAAGAUCCUUUUUUUUUUUUUUGCAUGGAAAAGAAAACUCCCCAAAGGAGAAAAAAAGU
Entelurus aequoreus (snake pipefish) is the source of this 1941-nucleotide messenger RNA. RefSeq names its product protein O-fucosyltransferase 1 (gene pofut1). Gene Ontology annotation, molecular function: peptide-O-fucosyltransferase activity. Gene Ontology annotation, cellular component: endoplasmic reticulum. The record is from RefSeq and is a predicted model, not a curated record. The transcript is spliced from 11 exons. Gene Ontology annotation, biological process: protein O-linked glycosylation via fucose; Notch signaling pathway; regulation of Notch signaling pathway. Bases 130 to 1674 code for a protein of 514 amino acids. Lineage: Eukaryota; Metazoa; Chordata; Actinopteri; Syngnathiformes; Syngnathidae.